CUCGUGCUCCGGCGAGAGAUGAUCAAACAAACGCUUUUCGAUCGUAUUCCGACGCCCCGACAUUGUGGUGGUGGAGGAGAGUUACAGUUUUCAAGAAAUCACCGUCUCAGUCGUGUGUGCUUUUCAAUAAUUCCCCGACUCGUGCGAAUUCCCAAUUCAAUGGCAACACCGUUGUGGCGGAAUUAACAGCGUCGCUCCGAACGCGCUCAAACGGGACGCAAGCUUUUGGUUGUGUCGCGCUCGAAGGAAAAUUAUAAAUUUUCCACAAUUUUCAUCAACAUUUUGCUCCUAAAACUGUGAUUAGCACCGGUGCAAAUAAUUAGUGGUGCAUUCAGUGUUAUUCUCUAUUCAAAUGAGUGUCUAAGCGUUUCAAUUUUGUGAAUGAACGUCGACGGUUGACGAUUCGUUAAAUGUGAAAAUUAACAUUACAUCGAUUUUCUCUUAAAUUAAAUUUAGGAGAUAAGAACAAUUUAAGAUUUUCUAUAGUUAGACGACACAAGUAAAUAGGGAAUUUAAUUGUGUCCUGUUCACGGAAGGAGCACUAAAUUGAUUUUUCACUUUUCGCGCCACUAAGCUUCUGAAGACAUUAUACUUUCGUCUUCUUUCGCGCAUAAAAUCACCAAAAAAAACGACAAAUUCAGUGUAUAUAUCCCAGAAAUCCUCGCGGCGAAGGAUCAUCGUUAAACAUUCACAGUAUCAGUGUUGUGUGAAGCGCCGCAUUGAUUAGUGAAAACUUGUGUUGGCUCACGGGGAAAAGAGCAACAAGUGGAAAUGUGAAACCCCUAAGCUGGAGGUAGUGUUUAAAGGUCACACAAAAUUAAGAAAAUUCAUAAAUGUGUAUCCCGAUGGCAGCAUUAAUGAGGAAAAUUAAUUAAAUUUUCCCAAAACGCCCUCCACAAGUCUCACCCAUUUUUUUUUCAGACUCUCUUUAGAUUUUCCCUCAAUAUACAUUGUCUAUGAGAGACACCUUAUUGGCAGUCUCUCCCGUGCAUUCGACAUUUCGUGACGUUAUAGUGUCGUGUGUGCAGGAUAAUUACCAAACUUGGUGUAUAGUGUUGUAGAAUAUUUUAUGCUUAUGUGAUGUUUUCCAAGUGAUGGAGAUCUCCUCUUUUAUUUGCCUCAAACUGAAGGCUUCAACUAUUGACAAUGUUAGCGAUGCGUCGUGAAAGUGACCGACCAUACGGAAGUAGUGGAUCAACUGGAAAUAGUAACAAUCUUGUGCCGAAUAUUAAUAAUAGCUACACGACAUAUCCUUCAAGCGACACUUCUUGUCUCGGCAAUACAACAGGCCCAUCAGGAGCGGGUCUUGAUGAAUACGUGGAUAUCCUACAAGUUCAGCAACUCCUCCUUGAUUCAACACCACCUACAGGUGUCAGUACAGGAACUACCAAUACCACCAGUAACACUUCAAAAGCACGGCCUCGAGUUAAUUUGCAAAAGGCCGCCGAAUACUCAAGCCAGGUACAAGGUGGCGUUGCCCCUGGACCACCUGCCACGGCCAUGAUCAUGGAAGGGUUGGAAACCCUCGUUGCGCCAUCGCAUCACGCAUUCCUGCUAACUGAAUCCGCUGCAGCGGCCCAUUUCAACGUGCUCAGCUUCGACACUUGCCUUUUCAAGUCAGCCACCACCACUUCGUCUAGCAUCAACAGCCACACCAGCAGCCCAGCCAAUCAUCACGGCACCGCCACCGGCAAUAGCAACACAAUUACCAGCUGUGGCAACGGGCCCACUGGCAAUCUCAACAACAAUACCCUCAACAUCAACCACAAUCUCAGCAGCGCCAACCAGCAGCAGCAAUCGCCCCACCAGGAAGCUCAGCAGCAGCAAGUGAGCUCAGGUGGUGGAGGGCAUCCCCACUUGAGUCUCCUUACCACACCCGGUGCAACUGGGUCCGUGGGCUCCGAGGCGCCAUCCGUUGUCGAGGACGUUCAAGCUACGUCUGAAUCCCAACAGGGUGAUCUCAAUACACCUGUCACCACUUCUGGCGACAUCCCAUCAUUCUUCGGACCUGCCACUGUCGUUGAACCACCGCCAAUUACCGGUUCUAUUGAAUCCGAAGAUUUGUCACUGGAGCCACAGAGUACAUCCAGUCCGUGUGGUAGUUUGUGCAGCCCACUGAAGGAGGAACGUAGUAGUCCGUCAUCAAUCAUCAAGGAGGAGACAAGUAAUACCAGUAGUGCUACCAUGUAUCCCCAUCAUCAUCACCAUCAUCAUCAGAAUCACCAAAAUGCAGCACAACAGCAACAACACCACCCACACCAUCAACAACACAAUAGCCACGAUACACAACACAAUACGUUAAACAAUCAACAUAACAGUCACCAUCAACACCACAGUCAUCAUACACAACAACAUCAAUCUCCGUCAUCUGUAUCGAAUUCAAAUACGUCCGCCCUCCAUCAACACCACAACCACCACCAAAAUCCACAGUCUGCGGGCAAAAUUUCAUAUCGUGGCAUUUUCACAGCUACCGGCAGUCCAAACAUGGGUCUCACCACAGCCCAGCUGGGUUCCCCACAACUCACCGUAAUGCCGGGUCAGAUGUCACCCCCGUCCGCAGGUCUCGGCAGCUGGGGGCUCCCCAGUCCCGACAAGACCCUCUUUCAACCACCAAUGUUCAGCCUCCUAGGCCCCGGCCCACAGUCUGGCAAUACAACCCAAACACACUAUAGUAACCAGGGUACCACCCAAAGUCCAUCACCCCACCAUCACGCUUACGGUGGUGACGAUCGACCCCACCAGCAUGUUGAACUUCUUGGACUCAACAUGGAUUGCUCUGGAAUAAUUCUGAAGCAACCGCCAAAUUACAGCAGUUGUGUGCCAACAUCCCUCUCCUCACUGGAUAUUCAAAGUUCAGCUGGGGACAUGCAUCAGUAUUCACGUGGCCAAGGUCUUGGUGUAUCGACGCCCAAGUACCAGUGGCUCGACUCUCCAGUUGAGUAUGGAAGUCCUCAGCAAUCGCUCGUGGGCCCUGGUCCGUCAUCCUCCUCAUCGUCAGUGCUGGUACCCAAACAGGAGGCUUUCGUGUCGACAAAUACCUGCUCAAGUGAUUCGAGUCAGCAGCACCAGCAAAUGCAGGGUCAACAACCACCGCAAACUCAGUAUCCAGUCCAAUUGGCCGAGUACAACCCAUCGACGAGCAAGGGACAUGAAAUCCUUUCGCAAGUAUACCAGCAGAGUCCCAUUCCGCUGAAAUUAGUUCCCGUAAAGCCGCGCAAGUACCCCAACAGGCCAAGUAAAACGCCCGUUCAUGAGCGACCGUAUGCCUGUCCUGUGGAGAACUGCGAUCGCCGCUUCUCGCGAUCAGACGAACUUACCCGCCACAUUCGAAUCCACACCGGACAGAAGCCCUUCCAGUGUCGCAUAUGCAUGCGAUCGUUUUCACGAUCGGAUCACCUAACAACGCAUAUACGGACACAUACAGGUGAAAAGCCAUUCUCGUGCGAUGUGUGUGGACGGAAAUUUGCUCGAUCGGAUGAGAAGAAGCGUCAUGCCAAAGUUCACUUGAAGCAGCGCAUCAAGAAGGAAAGCAAGAUGCAACAGAAUCAAUCCAGUGUACAACCACCGUCCGUAGUUGCGCCCAGUCACCACCACCAUCCGCCACCGCAGCAGCACACGGCACACCAUAUGCUGCACGAUGAUAUGAUCCCGAUCAUUGCAACAUCCUCCACGACAGCCUUGUAGGCCGAUGCAUCAUCGAUCGAUAGCAUGCGAAUCACGGAUGACACACUCACAGCACAGCACUUGUCACAAAUUGAGGACAUCGCCGAUGACGUCGAUGAGGACGAUCUAGAUCUCGGUGAUUUCAGCGUCGUCGAUCCCCAGACACUGGAUCUGGUGAGUGAGAAUCAACUCACCCUUGCCCCAUUGUCCACACUCCCAAUAUCCGGGGACGAUCAACCGCUAGUUAUCCUUUUUUUUCUGCAGUAGUUUCGACACAGUGUUAAAACCAUUGCACAGUAUAAAUCCAACAUUAAAUGUGGUGUUUCUCUCCUAAGAAAACAUAUAAUGAAAUCUAUGUUGUGUCAAUGUGUUUAAAAAAAAAAGAGAAAAUUGGUAAAAAUACGCAAGAUGUUAGUAAUUAUUAAAGAAAAAAAAUUAAGAAAAUGUGAUUGGUGGAAAUCUGUUUUUCGCGUGAUAUUGAUCGAUGAUCGAUCAACUCUCUAUGAAUUAUAUGAUUAGAUAAAAUACAUUUUAAACAAAAAAACGACAUUAAAUUAUAGCUGAUUACGUAAAAUAAUAGAUGUUUUAUCUCAACUACUGUGAUCUCAAAUAAUAGACUUUAAUUUAAAAUAUUAAAUUUGUAAAUAAUGAAUUCAUUAUUAAAAAAAAAUGAAAGAAAAUUACACAAACUCUUGCAAAGAGAAUUUUCUGAUACGCCAUUAAAGCGUUCAAGCAAAACAAAAAUCAUGGAAAAAAUUGAAAAAUUUCUUCGAUAAAUUAAUUUUUAUCUCGUCAAGUGUUUCUAUUUUACUUGUUUAAAAAAAAAUACAUAAAUUGAAAACUUUCAAUAUGUGCAAUCUUUGUUCUUCGAAUUUCAAUGUUUUAUCCAACAAGAGAUCAGUUGCAAUAAUGAAAUGAAUAAUUAUUCAAAAUAUGCCAUUUUUUUACAAAAGAUAUCCUUCUUAUCUUUUUUUGACACAAUGCCAAGAAAAGGCCUAUAUGUAUACAUUUUCUAUGAGAAUUUCUGUCACCUUUUUACAUUAAUCUCAUCUCUCGCAUGACUAUCGUAUUUAGAUAGAUCAAUUUCCAAAAUUGAAUAGAUUUGUAAAUUUAGGGCCGUAUAAGGAUAACGUUAUUUAAUUUUAAAAAAUGUUAUUAAUCUGUGUAAUUUAACAUCACAUAAUUAUAUUACAUAACUAUGAUGAAAAAAAUAUUUAAUUAAAAAAAAAAGAAACAUGAAGAAAGAAAAAAAAAUCGAAAAAACUAAUAUUGAAUUAAACAGACAAAAUUAACAAUGGCUUUAAUUAAUAUUAGAUUCUAGAAAAUCAUAAAAUGGUUUAAAACAAAAGGUGAGAGCGGUCAUCGAGAGACGAAAAGCUGGAAGAAAAAAAAGGAAAAUUAAGGUAAAUUGCCAAAAACAUCAGUAUCUAAAUCGGAAUGUUUCCAAAAAAUGUGGAAAUUAAAAAAAAUCCUAAAUUACAAAAAAAAACUGAAACAAUAUUGGCAGAUAAAUGCUAAAAUGAGAGAUAAUACGUAGAAAUACAUAUUUAACAUAAUAAAAAAAAUAAUAAACACAUAACCUCAGUCUUUUUACAUUCCAUAAAUAAAAUAAAAUAAAUUGUGAAUAAAAAUUUAAAUCUCUUCUUGUUUCUUACACGUUAAAAACACAUUUCAAUUUUAUUCAUUCUCUUCAAUAUUUUGUCGUGCAUUAAAAUUCAGCAAAACAGGUUAUAAAUGGCCUUACAAAUUCAGUGCAAAAAAAAAUGUAAUCGUACAUAAAAAGUGCCCUCAAUUUUCAUAUAUUUUCCAUAAAGAAAAUCACACCCCUUUUUCGAAAAAAAUAAUCAAUAUUAUUCCUCUUUUAGUUAAUUGGAAUAAAAAUAAACUAUCUAUACUAAAUACAAAUAGCAAAAAAAUCUCUGAAAUCAAUUGAAUUUACUAUCAAUUGCAUAAUGUAUAUAUUUGUGGUGACGAUUAAAAUUUUAUUAACUUACAGUGUUGAUGAAACUUUCAUCUUUUUUGAGAUAUUCGACGGAUCGGCCUACAUAUUGUAAUUGAAAUAUUUAAAUCAUAAUAUAUUAUAGACGCAAGGUAAUAAAAAAAAUACAUAUUGAAUGUAAAUUGUAUAACAUUGCUUAAAAAAAAUUCACAAAAAAUUCACAAAAAAACAAAACAAAUAAUAAGAGGGCAUUGUUUUUUUUUUCUUAAUAUAACUGACGGAAAAAAAAAUACAAAAAUUAAAUCGAAACAAAUGUAAUGAAGACAAAAAAGAUCAGUUCCAAAAAAAUGAAAUUAUUUAUAAAAAUUUCAUUGCCAUUUGAGUGAAACUAUUUAAGAAUUGAAUUAUUGUGCCAUUCAUUUUGAAUUUAAAACUUCUACACGUUCAUCUUUCAGCAUACACAAAAAUUUAUAUAAACGUACAAUAUUUAAUAUUUCUGUGAAGAGAACAGGAUGUUUAACUAUUAUAUUCAUUGUAAAAGAAAUUAUUGUAUAAUUAAAAUUACAAUUAUACCUACACAUUAAUUAAAUUUAAUAAUGACAUAACAAUCAAAAUAUUGCAAGUAAAUAAAUUAUAAUGUUGAUACUAAAAAAAA
Messenger RNA from Lutzomyia longipalpis, 6257 nucleotides. It is a transcript of the gene sr, whose product is annotated as early growth response protein 1. Gene Ontology annotation, molecular function: DNA-binding transcription factor activity, RNA polymerase II-specific; RNA polymerase II cis-regulatory region sequence-specific DNA binding. The record is from RefSeq and is a predicted model, not a curated record. Gene Ontology annotation, biological process: regulation of transcription by RNA polymerase II. NCBI's taxonomy places the organism in Eukaryota, Metazoa, Arthropoda, Insecta, Diptera, Psychodidae. The coding region runs from base 1147 to 3684 and encodes 845 amino acids. The transcript is spliced from 4 exons.